This is a messenger RNA of Gloeophyllum trabeum ATCC 11539, 790 nucleotides long. RefSeq names its product breast carcinoma amplified sequence 2. Gene Ontology annotation, biological process: mRNA processing. The transcript is spliced from 4 exons. The record is from RefSeq and is a predicted model, not a curated record. Bases 1 to 678 code for a protein of 225 amino acids. NCBI's taxonomy places the organism in Eukaryota, Fungi, Basidiomycota, Agaricomycetes, Gloeophyllales, Gloeophyllaceae. Gene Ontology annotation, cellular component: precatalytic spliceosome; Prp19 complex; catalytic step 2 spliceosome.
AUGUCUACCUCAACGUCCGCCUCACUUACCCCGCAGUCGGGCGCGGGCUCUUCUGAGAUAUUCGACUCCUUGCCAUACUACGACAAUGACCUUGAGCAAUAUCCACAUUUGAAGCAGAAGGUCGAGCAGGAACUUGCGCGGGAAGCGGGGACGGUGCCGCAGGAGCUGCACCCCAAGGUUCCUCCACCUUUUGAGCUUUUUGUCAAAAACCCUUUGUUACAAGCAGAAAUCCAGAGAUGCGAAUCUCGGGAGCCUCUGGGGCCCUUGGACACCCUUCGUUAUCAACUACCUGGACCCAUCGGCGUGCCCGGUUCUGAUGACGAAUGGCAGUCGGCGCUCGACAAUGCACAUGCACAACUCGAGCAUCAGCGUUUACGGCAAACAAAUUUAGCUCUGCUUCAGCAGUACGGAUCUAACGCGUGGCGGAUACAUAAUCACCGCCUCGAGGCCGCUGCAACCGCAGCAGAGAAGGCAUUAGAGGAGCUCAGGAGGCUCACCACUGAGGUCAACAGGGAUAGAAAGAACUUCCAGACUCGCAUUGGUGGCCAAUUGACGUCGCUGGAGACGCGAUGGACGGAGCUUAUAUCGAGUGUACUGCAAAUUGAGAUGGCGAAUGUGGCUUUGGAGGCGGAUAUUGACCGACUGAAUAAGAAGGAGGUUGAGCUUGCUGGGUUGUAGGGCACGAUCCUCGCGUUUACCACUUGCAUUCUUUCCCAUCGUUCUCUGUCGUUCUGUUUGCAUCGUUGCAAUGUGCUCCAGUCUUCGUAAAUGAAUAAGGCCAUUGAGUGUC